UUGUUUGGUCAAGCGGUCAGGCAGAUAUAGGGAUGGACGGUAGACAAUAUAACUGCAGACACAGCCACUGCUGUUGACUCCAGUCCUUUAUUUCUAUCUACAGGAAUCUCCCUAGCACAAGAUGAAGCUGACAUUUGCUCUCAUUCUUGCACUCCAAGUGUCAGUGUGUGUCUGGGCACAGGAUUGGCCCGAGCCUGACAAGGAGUUAGUGGAGAAAUAUGAGGGUCUGAAGGCAGUUUUCCUUAAGAGGGUUGUCAACGCUUGGGAAAAGACCAAAGAGACCAUUCAACCAGCACUAGAGAGCUCAUCAACAGGAGGACAAGCCAAAGAAUUUUUUGAAGAAAUGCAGAAAAGGCCAAGAGUGGAAAGCGCCAUCAAAAUUAUGGGCGGUCUGGCCAGCGAGCUCGAGCCUGUUGUGGACAAAGCUCGCAUGGCUCUUCUCGGUGCUUAUGGCUACUAUCUGCGGCCCUACAUUGGAGAACACCUGGACAAAGCAAUCACCAACAUCAAGCCAGUGCUGGAUACCGUCCUGCCUCAUGAGGGUUAGAGUCUGUAGCUCGUCAACCACUGACUCCUUCAACCCAGCAAACAUGUAUUUUCAUUGCUUCAAUAAUGGAUCCGAAUCUGAAACUAUCUGACAGCUGUGUGUCCAGCAUGCCGGUGCAGAUUUUGCAUGUAUAUACUGUAUCUGUGUAUUUGAUACCAUUCUGUUCAGUGCAGGAAAAAUAAAUAACAUCCAGUCCAGCAUUAAUAGAGUAUGAAUUAUGUGAUUUCAUGUGCCUCAUAAAGAAACAACAAGACUCUAAAUAAAAACAUCUGGAAAAUGCAAA
Molecule: messenger RNA, 830 nt
Organism: Onychostoma macrolepis
Lineage: Eukaryota; Metazoa; Chordata; Actinopteri; Cypriniformes; Cyprinidae
Gene: apoa2
Product: apolipoprotein A-II
Exons: 4
Coding region: 122-547 (141 amino acids)
Source: RefSeq, a predicted model, not a curated record